AUGCCGGUGGCCAAUAGCGCAACAGUGCGCUGCGGAUUGACAGACAACAAACGGUUGUUGCGCUCUCGACGGGGAUCCUCGAUCAUUUCCAUGGCGGAUGGAUCAACCAUGUCGGAGCAGGACAAUCAUUUGAUGGAGAAAGAGAUUUGUUCGGGUUCGGGAACUGCUGACUGUGUGGAAGAAGCUUUUGUCUUCGGAGAGGAUCUGGAGCUGAACCGAUUUGAUGGAUUGCCCUUCUCCUCUCGUUAUUAUAAACUACUGCAAGAGAGAAAUGCCUUAGACCGCUGUGCCACUCGGGAAGUUGAUGCCAGUUCCGUGGGAUCUCCUUCCUGCAGUGCCUUAGACCCCUGUACCACUCAGGAAGUUGAUGCCAGUUCCGUGGGAUCUCUUUCCUGCAGUGCCUUAGACCGCUGUGCCACUCGGGAAGUUGAUGCCAGUUCCGUGGGAUCUCCUUCCUGCAGUGCCUUAGACCGCUGUGCCACUCGGGAAGUUGAUGCCAGUUCCGUGGGAUCUCCUUCCUGCAGUGCCUUAGAGCGCUGUGCCACUCGGGAAGUUGAUGCCAGUUCCGUGGGAUCUCCUUCCUGCAGUGCCUUAGACCCCUGUGCCACUCAGGAAGUUGAUGCCAGUUCCGUGGGAUCUCCUUCCUGCAGUGCCUUAGACCCCUGUGCCACUCAGGAAGUUGAUGCCAGUUCCGUGGGAUCUCCUUCCUGCAGUGCCUUAGAGUGCUGUGCCACUCGGGAAGUUGAUGCCAGUUCCGUGGGAUCUCCUUCCUGCAGUGCCUUAGAGCGCUGUGCCAGUCAGGAAGUUGAUGCCAGUUCCAUCCCCCAGUGGUGUGCAGAGUUCUGCCUGUCGGCCCAGUACCAGCACGGCGUGGCAGUGUCGACCCAGAUCCACUCCCAGCAGGCGGUAGACCUGGCCCUCAGGGUGGCCGAUGAGAUGGACGUCAACAUUGGACAUGAAGUGGGCUACACCAUCCCUCUGGAGGCGUGCUGUUCUCCUGACACUGUGCUCAGGUUCUGUACAGACGCCCUGCUACUGAGGGAGAUGAUGUCUGACCCCAUGUUGGAGCGCUACGGGGCCAUCGUCAUCGACCAGGCUCAUGAGAGAACCGUCAGCACAGACAUACUGCUGGGACUGCUCCAGGACAUCCUGGUCCAUAGACCAGACCUGAGGGUGGUGAUCCUGACUGUGUCCUCCAUGACAGACAGGCUGCUGGCCCACUACGGUAGCAACGUCCCUGUGGUCCGUCUGGAAGCCCUCUGUCCAGCUGAGGUGGUCUACAGUAACUGUAGUAGUAAAGACUACUUCUACUCUGCUCUGAGACUGGUACUGGAGAUUCACCGUACCAAGGAGAAGGGAGAUGUGCUGCUGUUCUUGGCCUCAGCUCAGGAAGUUGUCUGUGCCCGUGCUAUCCUCCAGAGAGAGGGUACCAGACUGGGGGCAGACCUGGGGGAGCUGGUGCCCGUGGUCUGGUGCCCUGGGCAGGGUCGGGCACCCUCUCUCCUGGGGGAGGGGAUGGGGAGUAGGGGAACAGUUACGACCAGGAGCCGGAGGGUUUUCCUCUCCACAAGCCAGGGAGAGGACAUGUUCUGGGCUGUGGACUCUGUUAACUUUGUCAUCGACGCAGGAGUCGAGAAAAGAUAUGUGUAUAAUCCCAGGAUAAGGGCCAACUCUGAGGUACUACGACCCAUCAGCAGAUGCCAGGCAGACGUCAGGAAGCAGCUGACUGGACCGACAGGGAAGUGUUUCUGCCUUUACCCUGAGGAGAGAGUUCUCCCCGUAGAGACAUCCCCUCAGAUCCUGGACACCAACCUCACCUCUACCAUCCUCUUCCUCAAGAGGAUGGAGAUCGCAGGGCUGAGACACUGUGACUUCAUCACCAGACCAGAUCCAGAGGGUCUGAUGCAGUCGCUAGAGGAGCUGGAUUACCUCGCGGCAUUGGACGACGAUGGGAACCUAUCAGAGAUCGGGAUCAUAAUCUCUGAGUUGCCAUUGGACGCUCAGAUGGCCAAGGCUCUGCUGGCGUCCUGUGAGUUUGAUUGUGUGAACGAGGUGGUGACCAUCGCAGCUAUGCUAUCAGCGCCAAGCUGCUUCCUGGAGCCACCUGUUGGCAGGACCCAAGAGGUACACCAGUGCCACAGAAAGUUCCGGCACCCUGAGGGAGACCACUUCACCCUCAUCAACAUCUACAACGCCUUCAAAUACAGCCAGAGAGAGACAUACUUCAGCGUAGAGAAGUGGUGUCAGGACUACCAUCUAAACCACCGCGCCCUUCACACAGCAGACGCCAUCAGGUCCGAGUUGACUGACAUCCUGAAGAGAAUAGAGCUGCCCGUCUCUGAGACGUCCUUCGGAACCAAGACCAACACACUGAACAUCAAGAGAGCUCUGCUGUCAGGGUUCUUCAUGCAGAUUGCCCGUGAUGUGGACGGCUCAGGAAACUACUUCAUGUUGACCAACAGGCACAUGGCUCAGGUCCACCCUGCCUCCAGCUAUGGGGCCAAGGCCCAUCAACUGGGUUUGCCAGAGUGGGUGCUGUUCCAUGAGUAUACUCUCUCGGAAAACAACUGUAUCCGGACAGUCUCUGAAAUCUCCCCUGCAGUGUUCAUCCAGACAGCCCCUCAGUAUUUCUAUUACAACCUGCCUCCUAGCGAGAGUAAAGACCUUCUACAGCACAUCCUGGACCGGGACGGAUCUGGACGGAAAGACAAGCAACAGACCCUGACAAUCAACAGUAAAGCAGAUAAGGACUGCAAUACAUUGGCUCAGUCCUAUGACAGAUGUGUGCUACAGUGACCUCUGGUGGAGAGCUUCAGCACUGACCUUCACUGAAAAGACCAUCAUCGCUGAUUAGAACAGUGGUUUUCAAACCGCUUCUCGGGGACCCCCAGACUUUUCACAAUGUUGUUGUAGCCCUGAACUGUGUCACCUGAUUGGAUGACACAGUAUGUCACCUGAUUGGAUGACACUGUAUGUCACCUGAUUGGAUGACACUGUAUGUCACCUGAUUGGAUGACACUGUAUGUCACCUGAUUGGAUGACACAUUGAAUCAGGUGAUUUAGCUGUGGAAUAGUUCAACUAUAUGGA
This is a messenger RNA of Salvelinus fontinalis (brook trout), 3088 nucleotides long. Its product is annotated as putative pre-mRNA-splicing factor ATP-dependent RNA helicase DHX32. The record is from RefSeq and is a predicted model, not a curated record. Gene Ontology annotation, cellular component: spliceosomal complex; intracellular anatomical structure. Lineage: Eukaryota; Metazoa; Chordata; Actinopteri; Salmoniformes; Salmonidae. Gene Ontology annotation, molecular function: RNA binding. The transcript has 15 exons. The coding region runs from base 1 to 2796 and encodes 931 amino acids.